Messenger RNA from Oryzias melastigma (Indian medaka), 5910 nucleotides. RefSeq names its product E3 SUMO-protein ligase PIAS1. NCBI's taxonomy places the organism in Eukaryota, Metazoa, Chordata, Actinopteri, Beloniformes, Adrianichthyidae. Gene Ontology annotation, molecular function: SUMO ligase activity; transcription coregulator activity; zinc ion binding. The coding region runs from base 82 to 2232 and encodes 716 amino acids. The transcript is spliced from 13 exons. The record is from RefSeq and is a predicted model, not a curated record. Gene Ontology annotation, biological process: regulation of transcription by RNA polymerase II; protein sumoylation.
CGCGCGUGCGCAUUUAUGACCCGAUCUGUGCGUCCCAGUCACGUGACAACACCUCACAACGCCUGCGCAAACACAUAGAAGAUGGCGGAGAGUGCGGAACUGAAGCAAAUGGUAAUGAGCCUGCGGGUGUCAGAGCUGCAGGUGCUCCUGGGAUACGCUGGCCGCAACAAGCAUGGACGCAAGCACGAGCUGCUGACCAAGGCAUUGCAUCUGCUGAAAUCUGGCUGCAGCCCCGCCGUGCACAUGAAGAUCAAAGAGCUCUACCGAAGGCGCUUCCCAGCCAAAAUGGUCUCCCACUCAGAGCUUGCUCUUCCGGGGCCACAUCACCCAGCCUCAGCUGGAGUAGUUGGGGGAGGUGGCGCUGCACUUCCGGCUUGCAUGACACAGUUGGCGUACGAGGGUCACGCCGGGCACGGCGGAGCCCCGUCACCAGCUGCUCUACUACCCCUAUCGCUGCUCGGUCCCGGGAAACACGAGUUGACUGGACUGGCACACCACCUGCCCGCCUCUGCCUCGCUGCAUCCUGUCCACCCAGAUGUGAAGCUCCAGAGGCUUCCCUUCUACGACAUGCUGGAUGAACUCAUCAAGCCAACCAGUCUAGCGUCAGACAACAGUCAGCGGUUUCAAGAGACGUGUUUUGCCUUUGCGUUAACGCCGCAGCAGGUUCAGCAGAUUAGCAGUUCCAUGGACAUCUCGGGGACCAAAUGCGACUUCUCAGUCCAAGUUCAGUUGCGGUUUUGUCUGUCAGAGACCAGCUGUCCUCAGGAGGACCAUUUCCCCCCAAAUCUGUGUGUGAAAGUCAACGGGAAACCGUGCACCCUUCCUGGCUAUCUUCCCCCAACCAAAAAUGGCGUUGAGCCCAAGCGGCCCAGCCGGCCCAUCAACAUUACCUCACUCGUCAGAUUGUCCACCACAGUUCCCAAUACCAUCGUGGUGUCCUGGACGUCUGAGAUCGGAAGGAAUUACUCCAUGGCGGUUUAUCUGGUGAAGCAGCAGUCGUCCACAGUGCUGCUACAGAGACUACGAGCAAAAGGCAUCAGAAACCCAGACCACUCCAGAGCUCUCAUCAAAGAGAAGCUGACCGCAGACCCUGACAGUGAAAUCGCCACCACAAGCCUGCGAGUGUCGUUGCUCUGCCCGCUGGGGAAGAUGAGGCUGAUGAUCCCAUGCAGAGCGCUGACUUGCUCCCACCUGCAGUGCUUUGACGCCACGCUCUACAUCCAGAUGAAUGAGAAGAAGCCCACCUGGGUGUGUCCAGUCUGUGACAAGAAGGCGCCCUACGAGCACCUCAUCAUCGAUGGGCUGUUUGUGGAAAUCCUCAACAGCUGCAUGGACUGUGAUGAGAUCCAGUUUAAGGAAGAUGGCAGCUGGGCCCCCAUGAGGUCAAAGAAGGAAGUGCAGGAGGUGUCCUCAGCCUCCUGUAACAACGGACUGGAUGGCUCCUGCCGGACGUCAGACGGCUCCGAUCAGCUGACCUCCUCGUCUUCCAGCCACAGCAGCAACAGCAACGCCAAGAAAGUGGAAGUGAUCGACUUGACACUGGACAGCUCUUCAGACGAAGAAGAAGCGGACUCUCCACCUCCGCCGCCACCUCCUCCUCCUCCAUCGCUGCCGUCGCUUCCUCCUCCUGUCAAAAGAGCGUGUUCCUCUUUGUCCCCGACCUCCCCGCCUGUCAUCAACAAAGGUGUGCUGAACCUGCACCACCAGGCUUCUCCUGUGAGCCGCACCCCCAGCAUUCCAGCCAUGGACACCAGCUACAUCCCACCAGUCCCUCCACUCAUCCAGGACUACAGGCCCUAUUAUCACACCCCCAACGACCUGUCAGAUCUGAACUUCUUUUCCUUUCUUCAAGUAGACAAUCAUCAGCAUUACAACAUGGUCAUGGCGACAGCAGCCGCUGCCUCGGCUUCAGAUGACCACGAGCUGCUCUUCAACCGCUUCCUGCCCUACAACUCCUCCUCCUCCGCCACCCAGCUGUACCUCAACCAAUCAGGAGCGUCCCCCGCCACCUCACUGACGGCGCCCAGCAACGGGGCGAGCAACUCUGGCAGCAGCAGCAGCCUGGUGUCAUCCAGCAGCCUCCGGGAUACUCACUCAACACACUCGUCCUCCCUCACGGGCUCACACUCCUCACACACACACACACACCCCGGGGUGGUGGCCAGCCGGAGCGGUACCGAUGCAGUGGCAGCUAUUUACAGCGGGAUACCCGACGUCAUAUCGCUGGACUGACCCGAGAGGGGCCGGAGCAAGAGUCUGGGCCCCAGCUUCAAUGCAGUAACCAACCCGUUCACGAGCUGACUCCAGGAACUAGACUGACCCCCACCGGACUGACCGGUCGGUGGGGAUGUGCCAGGACUCAGCCACUUAAAGGGAGAGCACAAGUUCCGAAACUGGAUGUUGUCACUUUAAGGGGUCAGCGGUGGCGUCCAUGCUGCAGAUCAGAAACGCAUGAACUCCUGAUUUCUGCUGUUCUGCUGCCAGCCCGGCACAAACGGCAAAGAUGCUACCUGAGAAAAAAACAAAACACACGACGUUGGAACUUUUUUAAACAAAGAUGAGAAGCAAAGGUGUGGCACCGUGUACAAAGAACAAAAUCUAUUUUCCUCUUUUACUUUUGUAUGUUCAACCCGAACACUGUCAGUGUAGUGAGCUGCUCGGAUCUCUGUUUGGAGGUGGAGGAAGGAGGAGUCUCUUCCUCUGGCUGAAGCUUAUAUAAACGCCUGUUGCCAUGUUUUUGUCUUUUCUCCAACAUGAACUUCCAUGCUCUUUUCCAAACUCCACAUGUUUGUUUUUUUUCUUCAGACAAUGACUUUACAGUUUAAUGGUGUAAUUUUAUUUUCUUUUUAAGUUAUGUAUGAUAUUUAAACAGUUAUAUAUGCAUUCCCUUUGACCUUCAGGUUAACGCUCUGGGAGUGUGCGGGAGCAAGCUAGCCUUUUCUAGUGUUUCAUUUGAAAGACUCUGCCAGCAUAAAGCAUUUAUUUAUACUUGCCAGUUUUAGAUCUUUUGAGUUGGGAGGGUUUUUGUUUCUUUUGCACAAUGCCAAAAAUAAAAAAUAAAAAAACGCAGUAGGUACUUUUAGGAAAAAAGGUCAGAGCGGUGGGAGUGCGGUCGCAUCGACGUGCCAGUGUUUGUAGUCCGUCUCGGUGUGUUCCCGGUGGGACGCUCUGUCCCCUUCUGUCUCGUCUCCUUAGCUGACUGUUAAACAGGAAUUCCAGUGAAGCUGUUGUAGCAGCGUCAGACCUUUUAAAGACACGGGCGGCGUGACGGCAUGUGACCAAGUUCAAACUAGUGCCUGUCCAUGUCCGCGUUUGGGAAACGUCAUUUUACUGUCUUAAAUGCUCCACCCCCUUACCUGACCUCUAUAACCCAGGUUUUUAGUUUUUUCGCCAUACAUACGGCGGAGUCAUGUUUGGGUCAUUUUUGUUUUCUUUUCCAAAAUGCACGUCCUGUCUGGGGAUGCUCUAUGAAUGUAUCAUACUUGGCUUUGUAGUGAAAGGGAACUGUGCUGCCCCCCUUCCCCUAAUGUGUCCUUGAAACCCCCCCCUCCACGCUGACUGCUGCUAUCAUCCCACCCCUCCGUGUGCCAGUCCCUUCCAGAAACCUGCCGCACACUCCACUGCCCAAUUAUCACAUCCGCGGUGACUUAAUCACUUCUGACAGCAGCUCCCCUCCACUUCUGUCCCGUUCAACCCCCCCAUCCACCAACUCUCUUUCUUCCGUUUGUAACUUUAUUUUCCUCUCCGGGAGCCUCCUCUCCAUCUCACUCCCAUCAUCCGCCACGAGAGAAGUAACAGUUCUGUGCAGUAUUGUAUUUAUUUAUGUUUGUCUAGAUGAUGUUGUUGAUUUCUGUGCAGAGUGAGUCACUGUCACCUGGGAGCUUUUGACUUUCAUGUCAUUUGAAUGACUUCUUCAGGACUUGUGAGGAAGCUGCUGCCUUCUGAUCCAAAAAAAAAAGAGCCGCGGUGGAUAAUUCUUCCCUAUAAGCCUCAAAGAAGUUAAUGUUAGCAUUCGUUAGUUUGACGGGGAUUAGAUUUGUUUUAGGAACAAAGAGACUGCUGACAUCAUCUCUGAGCAACCUGUUGAGGAGGUUUGCUGUUGUUGUCUGUGGAUGAAAGCUCCAGUUUUCUUUGAGUUAUUGUCAUUUAUAAAUGCCGCUUUUCUCCUUCAAAAUCUACUGGAAUGACGGUGAUUGUGUUAAUUAAAAAAUGAAAGUAUGUUAGAUAUUGAGAGAAGCUGACAAAAAUGCCCUUCAUGAAGACAUCUUUGAGGAAGGAGCAGGAUUUUUUUUGUGCUCUGGUCUUAAACUUUUGAUCAGCCGAUGAACAGUCCGUUCCAUUGUUAUUUUAAUUAAAUUAUUGGCUCAAAAUGAUUGGCCAAAUCGAGCCACGCCAAAUGAAGAUCCAUGCAAUUUCAUCCACAAGUACAUCCACAAAUCGCAGACGUUUCGGCCUCUUGUGUAAAAAAAAAAAAAAAAAAUAAAAAUAGAUUUUACUCGUUAUAAUAUUUAAUUUUAACAGAUUUGAUUGAAGGAAAAAUGUCAAACAUCGAUUUACCUGCUGUGUCCAGCUGCAGAUCUCUCCAUUCUCCUCCAGACACGUUUGGAGGUGUUCCUGUCAGGUCCGAUUGGACUCAGAGCGUAAAGCUGUGGUUGAGGGAGCAUGAAAAGCCCUCGCCGCUCAGACCUUAGCCCCAUGAGAGCCUGUGGGAUGUGAAGGAGAAGACUGUAGAGCCCCCCUCCCCGUCGCCCCUGCAGACUGAACGGCACACUGCUCACAGAUGAGUGUCAGGACAUCGCACAAGCUAAUGAGAGCAUCAGGGAUCAGUACGGUGGCCCUGAAGGUAAAUCACACCAACAUGUUUAAGAUCACAAGAAUUUUAGAAACCAAAACAACAUUCCCAAAAAACUGAAUUGAUUUGUUUUGCUUAUUUAUAUUUUUGCUUUGAGUGACAUGUUGAUGUGAUUUGCCCCUCUAGGCCACCGUAGAUCAGCAAUAACAUUUGUUUUGAAAGUAAUCAAGGUUUAAGGAAAAGUUCCCAAACUUCCGGCUUUUAGUUUAUGGAAUCAGAGAUCAGCACCUGAGCUUUCAUGAGCAGCUUUCAUGUCUGCUUCACUGUCGACCUGCUUCGAGUCUGCUUUCAGCGUCUGUGAUUUGCAUCGAGACUUUCAUUAAUUUAUCCCUCCUCCUCCUCACAUGUCAUGCAGCUGAAGAGCAGGAAGCACGUGUCGUACCAGGGCAGACAGUGUUGAAUGUGUUUCUGUUGAAGUGCUCGACAAACAAGAAUGGGAAAACCAAAAAAAGUCAAAUCCUCCUCCCCCUCCUCCGCUCCUGCGUCUUCUCUCCCUCCUGUCUCAUAACUUUUAUUCCUGAAGACACAUGAGCUUUAUUGGGAACCUGAAAAAGCAGCUCAGCUCUUUAGUCUCGCUGAAACAAAAGGGAAACUUGUGUGUUUUCUGUCCUGUAAAGCUGAAAACAGAAACCUUCCAUUCAAACGUGGGUGUUUGCUGUCUUUUUGUAUGCUGUCGUGUGUCCGUUCAGAGUGAGAGAAUCAAAUAAUUUAUAUAUUUUUUUUAGAAAAUGAAAGUUGUAUUAUUGAAAAAAAAAAGACUGUGGCCACUUAGUCUCUGUAACAACUGAAAGAAUCUGUCAGACUUGAGUUGACGUCUGCCUUCACUGCCUUAUUCACAGGAUUCGUUUCAAAGCUCCAAACCGAGAAAAUCAUUGACAGAUAAAGGCUUUUCCAGGAGGGACGGAGAAGACGAUGUACAGUAGACCCAUGUCAGUUUGUACAAAGAUACCAAGUGGAAAAAAUAUUUAUUACCUGCAUUGAAAGAAAUUGUUUACUUAUUGAAUGUUCCCUGUUUAUGUAGAAAAGUAGAUGUAAUAAAACGCAUUCUGCUACUUAAA